AUGGCGGCUCCCACGCUGCCCUGGAGACUGUCCCUCCUCCUGCUGGCUCUGGUCCUCCUGCAGGCGUCCACGGCGGUGACUGGCCCCUUACGAGGGGAGAAGGCGCAGAAAUGGGGGCCAGCCGCCAUGGGCGGGAGCCCAGGAGCCCCCAGCCUCGCCCUGCCCGGCUGCCCUUCCUCGCUCUCAUGCUUCUACAACUCCAAGGCCAACAUCUCCUGCGUCUGGAGCCGGCCUGGGGGCCCUCAGGCCUCGCCCUGCCGGAUCUACGCCAAGUCGGACAAACGGACAUGGAGCAAGUGUUGCGACCUGCGCUGGGCCGGGGAGGCCUCCUGGGCCUGCAAUCUGCACCUGGGAGAUGAUGAUUCUCAGAGUCUGACGGCGGCUGACACCCUCAACCUGACGGUGAUGUGCCGCCAUGGGGAGCUGUGGAGGACGGCUCUGAGCCAGCUCUUCAAACCUUUCGAGAACCUUCGCAUGAUGGCCCCCAACUCCCUCCAAGUUACUCGCAAAGACUCCCAAAGCUGCAAUGUCACCUGGAAGGUCCCACAGUCCUCCCAUUACCUCGAAAAACACCUGGUGUUUGAGGUCCGGCUGAGGUCUCCAGGCCAGAGCUGGGAGGAGGUCAAGCUGCGGCCUAUCAACCAGAACCAGCAGUGGAUCUUCCUGGACCCUCUGGCUCCCGACACCCCGUAUGAGCUCCAGGUGCACGUCAAGCCCGAGCAAGGCUCCAACACAACCUGGAGCCCCUGGAGCAAGCCCCUGCCCUUCAGGACGAGGCCCACAGCCCCGGGGAAGGAGCGCCGGACCUACCUUUGGCUGUUCCACGUGGUGGGGGGGCUGAGCGGCGCCCUGUCCUUUGUCAUCCUGGUCUACUUGCUGGCCAACUGCCACUACAUCGGGCCCUGGCUGAAGAAGGUUCUGAAGUGCCACAUCCCAGACCCGUCAGAGUACUUUGCUCAGCUCAGCUUGGAGUACGGAGGAGAUUUCCAGAAGUGGCUCUCCUCGCCCUUCCCGUCCUCUUCCUUCCACGCCGGCGGCCUGGAGCCUGAGAUCUCCCCGCUGGAAGUGCUGGACCGGGACACCAAGCCCAUGCAGCUGCUCCGGCUGCAGCAGGACAAGGUGCCCUCCCCCUCGCCCAGUGGCCACUCGCUGACCAGCUGCUUCACCAACCAAGGCUACUUCUUCUUCCACCUCCCGGAUGCUCUGGAGAUCGAGGCCUGCCAGGUCUACUUCACCUACGACCCUUGCACAGAGGAGGCCGACGAGGGCGAGCCUGGGGCCCCCCAGGAGUGUCCCCUCCCGGCCCUGCCGAAUGUGCCAGGGGAGGACGACGCCUACUGCACCUUCCCCCCUGGAGAAGACCUGCUACUCUUCUCCCCCAAUCUCGCUGGUGGCCCAGCUCCCCUGAAUACUGUACCAGUGGGCACUGGGGCUCCUGAAGAGAAGCUGACCCCCUCCCUGCAGGUAGGGGUUCCCAGAGACUGGGUCCCCCAGCCUUUUGGGCCUCCCAGCCCAGGAACCUCUGACCUGGUGGAUUUUCAGUCACCUGUGGGGGACACAGAAGAUGAGGUCCCUGCCCCUGAUUCUGGGGAAAGGCCUGACUUCCCCUGGGCCAACCUUCCUGGGCAAGGUGGGGUCAGGGUCCCCACCUCCGGCCUGCCCAUGAACACCGAUGUCUAUCUGUCCCUCCAAGAGCUUCAGGAUCAAGACCCAGCUCACUCUGCGUAG
Messenger RNA from Condylura cristata (star-nosed mole), 1728 nucleotides. RefSeq names its product interleukin 2 receptor, beta (gene IL2RB). Bases 1 to 1728 code for a protein of 575 amino acids. Gene Ontology annotation, biological process: immunoglobulin mediated immune response; cytokine-mediated signaling pathway. Gene Ontology annotation, molecular function: protein binding; cytokine receptor activity. NCBI's taxonomy places the organism in Eukaryota, Metazoa, Chordata, Mammalia, Eulipotyphla, Talpidae. Gene Ontology annotation, cellular component: external side of plasma membrane. The transcript is spliced from 10 exons. The record is from RefSeq and is a predicted model, not a curated record.